AUGUCAGGUCGCGGAAAGUACCAUAGUAAGAGGAAACCCACGCGUGGCGGUGGGCACAAGUUUACAUCGGCGCGUCAGUUGGCAGCCGCAAAGAAAGAAGAAGAGAGUGACAUGUGGCUUGAGGCAAGUAAGUUUUUUUGCUUUUAUCAGUAUAGGGAUAACAAAGCAGAUGAAGAAAGCAGUAAUUCUGCAGAUGAUGGCAGUAGUGAUAGCGAUAAUGAGGAAGAACAAAAACAAGGGAGCAGCAGUAGUAAAAAAAAAGUUUCUUUCAAGAAAAAAGCUUCUAAAUCGGAAUCAGGGUCAGCCUCGGAAAUAUCUACAGCGCCACGAGAAUUGACACGUCGGGAAAGAGAGGCCGCCGAGAAAGAAGCAGCGAGACAGCAGUAUUGGAAACUUCAUACAGAAGGUAAAACAGACCAAGCCAAAUCUGAUUUGGCACGUCUGGCAGUUAUCCGGCAGCAACGUGAAGAAGCAGCCAAACAGCGGAAAGCUGAAGCCGAAGCCAAAGCUGCAGAAAAAAAAGCAAAGUUAGAAAGAGAAGGUCGAAAGAAUAAAAAAUAG
Molecule: messenger RNA, 561 nt
Organism: Ambispora gerdemannii
Lineage: Eukaryota; Fungi; Glomeromycota; Glomeromycetes; Archaeosporales; Ambisporaceae
Source: the annotation of a GenBank genome assembly